This is a messenger RNA of Patiria miniata (bat star), 1680 nucleotides long. Its product is annotated as isoamyl acetate-hydrolyzing esterase 1 homolog. Lineage: Eukaryota; Metazoa; Echinodermata; Asteroidea; Valvatida; Asterinidae. The transcript is spliced from 7 exons. The record is from RefSeq and is a predicted model, not a curated record. The coding region runs from base 43 to 741 and encodes 232 amino acids. Gene Ontology annotation, molecular function: hydrolase activity, acting on ester bonds.
UGUAGGUACCGCGGACAUAAAACGUAAAUAGCAGCAGCAGAAAUGACCUGGCCAAAAGUCAUUUUGUUUGGCGAUUCCAUAACUCAGUAUUCAUUCAGUGACGGGGGAUGGGGUGCUGCUGUGGCAGAUUCACUUAGAAGGAAGUGUGACGUUUUCAACCGCGGUUUUUCCGGCUACAAUUCAUCCUGGGCCAGACUCAUCCUGAGUAAAUGCAUUCCCAAGGAGAUGCUGACCGAGGUUGCCUUGGUAACCGUCUUCCUUGGAGCCAAUGAUGCGAGCCUUAAGGAAGUCAACAGCACCCAGUAUGUGUCGUUGGAGGACUACAGAAAUAAUAUGAAGGCAAUAUUGAAGUAUUUAAUUGACGGGGGUCUCCAAGCCAGCCAGAUAAUAGUGAUCACACCCCCACCACUAGGUGAAGAGAAAUGGGCUGCGGCAUGCAUGGAGAAAUAUGGUUGUCCACUCAACCGAACCAACUCCAACACGGGCCUGUACGCCAAGGCAUGUUGCUCCAUCGCGAGUGAGUGUGGCACAGGUCUCCUGGAUCUGUGGACGCUGAUGCAGGAAGACAAGAACUGGCCUAGGUUUUUCUAUGAUGGACUUCACGUCUCUCAAGAUGGUUCUAGAGUGAUAGCCAAGCAUCUUGUUAAGAUGGUGGAGGAAAGGACGAGGCAUUUACCCAUGAUGCUACCGGACUGGAAAGACAUUGAUGUUACUUGCCCAGAAAAGUCUCUCCUACAAUGACAACUUUCUGUUAUUUCUUUUUCUCAGAUGCACACAUUUUGUUUCUUCAAAAUACUGGGUAUUUGAUGCUUUUGGCAGCAAAAUGUUGCAAACAUUAAGAAUCUAGUUAUUCCAUAAAAGUUUGCAUUUCUGGAAAAUGCAUAUUUUAGAGAGCUUAAUUUUUAUGACAUUUUGUUUUUUUUAACCAUGGCAAAAUCUUUUCAAAUUUCAGUCAUAAAAUAUACAUAUCUUUCAUUUAUUUUUGUACUCAACUCAAAGGAUUAAGAAAUAAACUGAAAGGACAAAGAGUAAAGGUUUUUUUUGUUUUCGUUUUAUUCCAAUAUUGUGAAGUUUCCUUACUUAACAUUUUGUGUUUUAACACUUUCUGAAGACUUGCUUACUCCAACAGCUAUUUUUCUGCAAAUAAUGAAACUUUUUCCUACACAGUACCAUAUGAACUCCCCUGGCAGCGUGGUAUUGCUACGUUGUUGCCCAGUUUGAUUGUUCAUUUUUCAAAUAACGCUUCAUAACUUCGCCUCAAAGAUACAUAUUCCUGGACCAUUUUAAGUUUCCAUUAAAAUAGAAAAUAAACAUGACAAAAAGGAACAAAUGUGUUAUAACACUUCUUAAUCCCAGAAAUUAAUGCAAUGACAAGAUAUCAUUUUUUCGCUUUAUGUGUGAAAAACCCAAGUUCAUAUAAAUAAUGUCAAGAGAAUAACCAGGUGAAUAAAUGAUACAUGUAUUGUUUUAACGAUUCAAGGAGAUGAGCUCAACACAAACUUCAUUCUUGCUCCCUUAGAAUUAGGCCCAAUUUUAUGGCUCUGCUAAAGUUUUUUGCCACUUCGGGAUUUGUAUCCAUUUAAUUGAAUAAGCAGUACCCUCAGCAAAGAGCACGCUAACGUUAGAUCAUUCUUGACAUAAUGACACAAUAGUGCUGGUAGAAAUAGUAAGUCUUCACUG